AUGCUUGGAUUCGUGGUUGGGUUUAUAAUAGGGCUCCUGUCCUUCCCAGUGGUUUACUGUCUAUCUCCAAGAGCUGUUGUUGAGGUUAACAAGAAGAAGAUGCUGAGAAUAAGCAACAGGAGCAAAGGAGUUGAGAUUAAUGACGAGCAGAUGAGGACUGUGAUUAGGAGCAUGCACAGGUGUAAAGACACCCACUGGGUCAAUGCUGUUCUCCAGAGGCUCUACUUUGAGAUUUCGAGGUCAUAUGCCAUCGAAGGCAGGAUCAAGUCCCUGAUACUGAAGAGAUUCGAAGCCUCGGGGAUUGGCAAGUACUUCAAAAGCAUUGACGUUGUUGAAGUGGCUUUAGGCAAGGAGGCACCAUAUGUAGAGAGCAUUCAAGUGGUUUCGGACGACGACAUACGCAGGAUCAUUUCCGAGGAAGACCAUAAGUGCAUAGACAAUGAAGAAGAAAAGCUGCUCCUUCUUGAGGAUGAGAUCAAGAAAAGCCUGGAGCUUGGAGACGAAGCAUUUGGGGAGGAGGAUGGUUGUGCAAUUGCCUCUGAUGAGAGUCCCUUGCCCGAAGAGGCGGGGGAUGUCAGCAUAGAAGCAGAAAUGGAUGCAGGUAGCAGAGGAAAGCGUGCAUCGACGGUAUCUCCGAAUUUCCUCAAGUCUUGCUUUACUUCACAGGAUAAAGAAGCAAGCAGAAUGACGUUUUCGCAGAAAGUUUUCGAAAGACUUCAGGUCCUAGUGGGGAUCAGAUACAAGGGAGGAGCCCAGAUUUCUCUAAGUCUGGAGCUUCCGAAGAGGAUAACUCUCAAGACCACUAUACUUGUCAAUGGGGUGAAAGGAGAUGUUCUUGUCAGAAUCCCAUCCAAAGACUAUGAUACAAGAUAUGAAUACUGCUUUCUGUCCAAGCCAGCCCUUUCUAUCACCGUGGAGUCUGGGAUAUCCAGGGAGAUAGGAAGGCUUUACUUCAGAAAGUCCAUCUCCAACUUCAUAGAGAGAUACAUAAGACAUCUGGUGUCGAGGACUAUGGUCUAUCCGCUAUGGAGCGGGCAGUAUCUUCCAUUUAUUGUUCCUCCGAUUAAGGAUGUGGUGCACAAGAUUGAGAAGGUAACCCUAGAAAACCACAGUGUGCAGAUUCCGCAAAUAGUGGAGAGCAUUCUUCUUUACUCCUCGAUGGACUACAAGAUUGUGGAGGUUGAUGGGGAUGUAGUGUACAGAAAUACUGGAUAUCUCAUCAAUGGAAGAGAAAGGAUACUUUGUACACACUUCCCCAUUCCCAGGUCAUCCCUCAAGGUCUCACAUUUUAUGGGAAAGAAUAGGCUUUUCAGGGGCCUGACACUACAGGAGAGUAAGAUUAUGAAUCAGCUGUAUGGGUGGACAAUCUUUUCUGACGUGAUCCUGAGAUUCCGGGGGCUUUGGAUGAAGAGCUUACUCACUCCCGACUCGUCCUUGGUUGAGCUUGUGUUUGAGGGGGAGAGAUACGAGUUUGUAAGAAUUGUUGUGAAGAACAGCCUGGUUUUCCAAAGAAACGAUCCAAAGAAUCCGGAGUUUAUUGUUUUCAGGAUAGUCGAUGAGGUUCUUUAUAUCUACCAAUAUGUAGUAACUGAGCAUCUGAUGAUAAAUAAGAGAAGGAUAUCCAAGCUGAGGCAAAAGCUGGACUUUAGGCCGUUUAAGGCGCUUGGAUCGACGUCUCUGUACAAGCUGAUCAGGUUCUCCAAGAAGAUGGUGCUCGACUAUAUCAAAAAGCCCCCGAAUGAAAUGACUGAGGCAACUAUGGAAUCUCCUUCCGUCGAGAAAAAUGAGGAUGCGAAGACAGAGUUGGUAGAGAUCUUUGAGGAUAUAAAGAACUCUUUUUCGGAGGAAGAGUAUUAUUCGAAGAAAAUGUGCUCAAAGGCGCCUUUUGAGUCGAUAUAUAGGGUUCUGUCGCAGGACGAGGUGCGGAUCAAGCUGUUUUCGGAAGACUGCGGGAUAUAUACGGUCAUUAACGAGGCAGACAACAUUCGCAGCAUUGUCAUUGAGUGCGGAGUGCAGAGCAGGAGCAGCCCUCCCGUCUUGCAGGCAAGCUCUUGUUCGGAUGCGACUUUAGAGGUGGAAGAAGACUUCAUAAUUCACUCUUACUUUGACGGAGACAUCAUCAUUGAUGUAAAGUUCGGGAAGGAAAAGGAGGUUUUGAUAUACAAGGUAGUAAAGAUGGGAGAGAGCCUGUACGGAUACAACUCGAAAAUAGUCCUUUACUACAGCAAAUCGAUGAACCUUCGGUUUCCAAACUACUUUGUGGAGGCCUUCCAGCUGAGAAUAAGGCAGGACGAGUACCUAGGUAUCGCGUCUGAGUGCCCGUACUCUACAUCGUUUGUCGAGAAGGAGUUCAGAAAAGAGGUGGAGAUAAGUAAAGGUGCCAUGUACAUUGAGUUCUAUACCGAUGUUCCAGACGACUACUCUCUCACAGUCCACGAGCUUUCGACUGGAGAUCUGGUGUACGACAUAUAUAAGAUAAUUACCUCCAGGAAAGCAAGGAUAGUUCUUCCUGUUGUGAAAGAAAGGGAAGUAUUUGCCAUUGCCCUUACUCCGAAGUUCAACCGGAACAGAAGGAUCCACCACAGAAUCCUUUCUCUUCCCGAGCAAUUCUCUACAGAGACCUUAGUUGAUUGCAAUAUCGGGCUGUCGAGGAACAUGAAGUUCUACUGUCCGAUAUCUGGCAGGACGGACUCGGUGAUAUUCUGGGAAAAGGCUAACGAUGAUGAGGUCAAGGGAUACAUAGAAAAUAGCGAUACAAAGAUAAUGAUAUCGAAGAAUGGGACCAUGAGAACAGACAACAGAGAGUAUAACAUCUACUACAAAAACAAAGGGGAGAAGAAGAGGGAGAUAAGGGUGUUCUUGGGGAUAAGCCUAAGAAGGACGUAG
Messenger RNA from Encephalitozoon cuniculi GB-M1, 2886 nucleotides. RefSeq lists its product as uncharacterized. The transcript has a single exon. Gene Ontology annotation, biological process: phospholipid transport. The record is from RefSeq and is marked provisional. Gene Ontology annotation, cellular component: endoplasmic reticulum; ERMES complex. NCBI's taxonomy places the organism in Eukaryota, Fungi, Microsporidia, Unikaryonidae. The coding region runs from base 1 to 2886 and encodes 961 amino acids. Gene Ontology annotation, molecular function: lipid binding.